AUGCGUGCCCUGGCAGCGGCAGCGGACUCCGGACGCGCGCGCGGUGGCCAUGAUGACGAUGAAGAGCUCGGUAACGGCCGCGAGGACAGCCGCGCUCAAAAUUUCGAGGACGAUCGUGGCACGCACCGCGGACUCUGUCUUGGUAGUGGUAGUGGUAGUGGUGGUCAUGCUGGCCAGCGCAGCACAACAGAAGAUGGUCAGUCUCGCGACUCUCGCCUAAUAAGCACAUCAGGCGGCCAGAAGCCAGGUCUGCUGCACGAGAUAUUGCCAGAGGACGUCUUGAUCCUACUCCAGACAAAAACGCGGGGGACGUUGGCUUUACCCAGUAUUGCCAUUGCCCGCCCGCACUACAUCGAGCGUGCGCAUCUCUCCCAACCUCUUCGGCGCAAUGAUGGCGGAGGUGCGGUAGCUGAAGGCGGAUUGGACAAGGAGCUAUUUUUACCUGCUGAGAUAUUGGAGGCCCCGGCUGCCGCACUGGUGGUUGCACUGUGUAACAGCAGCAGCAGCAACAAUACUCGCUGUAUGAAUCGCAUGCAACAACAGCACCAAUACCACCGCUUCUGCAAGCUUGUACAUCUCUCUGCACCCUCAGGCUUCCCAGGCUUCCCAGGCACCCCCAGGCUCCUCUUCCCUCUCCCCCAGGCUUUGCCUCAGGCUGCGCAGGCCUCUUCUCCAGCGCGGCAAAACUCUUCAGCGCCCGCCGGAGCUGACCAGGCUGGUGCUCAUCCGCGCACCCAUCGGCCUACCCGAUCCGGCAUGGCCAAACGUGUUCGUCGCGUGCUACUGGUCGAUCUCUCCACCGCACGGGCCGCGACAGGUUGGCCUUUCACACCUCGGCCGCCGCAACCUCCAUGGCCGUUUUACGCCUCAUUGCCGGCCUGCCACUGCCAGCCCAGCUGGAGCGGCGGCUCAUGCACAUCACCCUGCACGCCUAAACGUCUCCCAUUUCCAGUCAGAUGGACAAGGGGUCCGAGCCAGAGAGAGAGCCACUUCCUCCUUCAUCCGCGCCCUUCAACCCUCCAACCCUUCAACGCCUCCCCAGUCAUGGCCGGCCGGCUGGCUGCCAGAUGGGUGCCCGCAUGCCAUGCUGGCCAGGGCGGCAGCAGGGGCACAAGGGCCACAGGGGGACAGGGGGACAAGGGGACAGGGGGACAGGGGGAAGGGCUGUGGCCAUCCGUCUGCUAUUCCGCUCUAAGUCUCACUCCUUCUCUCACUCUCGCACUCUCCUCACCCAUGUCGUUCUCGUUUGAUAUCAGUCCAGGGCCCGGCAUGGCCGCCUGCUGA
Plenodomus lingam JN3 is the source of this 1284-nucleotide messenger RNA. Lineage: Eukaryota; Fungi; Ascomycota; Dothideomycetes; Pleosporales; Leptosphaeriaceae. The record is from RefSeq and is a predicted model, not a curated record.